Molecule: messenger RNA, 2076 nt
Organism: Penicillium macrosclerotiorum
Lineage: Eukaryota; Fungi; Ascomycota; Eurotiomycetes; Eurotiales; Aspergillaceae
Exons: 2
Coding region: 1-2076 (691 amino acids)
Biological process (GO): regulation of translation
Cellular component (GO): nucleolus
Molecular function (GO): mRNA binding
Source: RefSeq, a predicted model, not a curated record
AUGGCUGGUGUAAAACGUCGCGUUGACAGCGCUGAGGACCGCAAUGGAAAGCGGAGCAAGCAGCAGGGUUCCGCGCCUGUGAAGAAGUCCAAGUCCGCCGCCCCGGCGAAGAAGGGUGCUAAGCCCGCUAAGAGCGACAAGAAGCCCUCGAAGAAGCGGGUCCAGGAGGAAUCCGAGGAUGAUGACGACUUUGAUAUCGACGAUCUUUCGGAUUCGGGCGAUGACGAUUUCGGUGCCCUUGACGACUCCCCCGAGGAUGAUGUGGAUAUGGAGGAUGUGAGCGAAGAGGAGAGCGAGGCGGGUGUCAAGGAGAAGAAGAGCUCUAAGCCGGAGUCAAAGAACGGUCAAUAUCAGAAGGAUACCGCUGAGGCGCCUAAGAGCAACAAUUCUCGCGAAUCGCAUAUCAAGCAAAAAGCCCUCCAGCAGGAGCGCAAGGCAGCCAAGCCCAAUGCCGAUAUUGUCGCCCGCUCGAAAAAGCUUUGGGAGCAACUGCGUCGCAAGUCCCAUGUGCCGCUGGAGCAGAGGAAGAAGCUGGUCAAGGAGCUGUUCGAGAUCGUCACUGGCCGCGUUCGGGAUUUCGUGUUCAAGCACGACUCCGUGCGGGUUAUCCAAACCGCGUUGAAGUACGGCAAUUUGGAGCAGCGCAAGCAGAUCGCGCAUGAGUUGAAGGGCACCUACACCGAGCUGGCGCAAAGCCGCUAUGCCAAGUUCCUUGUUGGAAAGUUGAUUGUGCACGGCGAUGCAGAGAUCCGGGACUUGAUAAUCCCCGAGUUCUACGGCAAUGUGAAGCGGCUCAUCCGUCACCCCGAGGGCUCGUGGAUCCUCGACGAUAUCUACCGCACCGUUGCGACUAAGGAGCAGCGACGACGGAUUCUGCGUGAGUGGUACGGCCCGGAGUUCGUCAUCUUCCAGGAUGACAAGGAGACUUCCGACCUGCCCAAGAUCCUCGAGGCCCACCCGGAGAAGCGGUCGUCCAUCAUGCGCUUCUUGCAUGAGCUCAUCAAUCAGCUGGUUCAGAAGAAGACUACUGGUUUUACUCUGCUGCACGAUGCCAUGCUGCAGUACUUCCUCAGCACGAAGCCGGGUAGCAACGAGGCCAACGAGUUCCUCGAGCUGCUCAAGGGCGACGAGGAGGGCGAUCUGGUCAAGAACUUGGCGUUCACUCAGUCCGGCGCGCGCCUGAUGUCCCUAGCGCUAGCCUACGCCAAUGCCAAGGACCGCAAGUUGCUUCUGCGUUUCUACCGCGAUACGAUUAAGGUGAUGGCCGGCGACGCGAACGGCCACUUGGUCCUGUUGGCCGCCUACGAGGUGAUUGAUGACACAAAGCUGAGCGGCAAGUCCAUCUUCUCCGAGCUCUUGAACCAGAAUGAGACAGAGGAGGCCCGGAACGAGGAGUUGAUCCUGCAGGUGAAUGACCUGACGGCCCGUAUCCCCGUGCUCUACCCCUUCGCCGGUGACCGGGUCAAAUGGCUGCUGACCGACGCGGACCAAGAGAUCCUCAAGGAGAUCCGCGAGGUCCGCAAAGAAACUUCCAAGAAAGACCCCGAGGUCCGCCGCCAGGAGCUGGUCAAGGCUGCGUCGCCGACUCUGCUCGCACUGAUCACCCAGCGUGCCGAGACUCUGCUGGAGACCACUUUUGGCUGCCAAUUCAUCGGCGAAGUCCUCAUGGAAGCCGACGGGGACAAGACCGAGGCCCUUACGGCCGUGGCCAACGCCGCCAAGGUGGAGUCCGAGAAACGCGACUCAGCCGCCUUCGGCCGCCUGCUGAAGUCCCUGGUGCAGGGCGGCCGCUUCAACCCAGCCACCAAGACGGUGGAGAAGGUCUCGCCGGCGCUGAACUUCCACGACCUCCUGUACGAACAGAUCAGUGGUGAGGUGAUGGAGUGGGCGACCGGGCCGAACACCUUCGUCGUGGUGGCGCUGGCGGAGUCGGACGACUUCGCGCAGAAGAGCGCAUUGCUGAAGACGCUCAAGAAGAACAAGAAGGCGCUGGAGCAGGCCUCGGCGUCGGGCAAGGGGGAGAAGAAGUCGGGCCCGGCGAGCAGCGGCGCGAAGCUGUUGCUCCAGAAGCUAUGA